This is a messenger RNA of Geodia barretti, 909 nucleotides long. Lineage: Eukaryota; Metazoa; Porifera; Demospongiae; Tetractinellida; Geodiidae. The record is from the annotation of a GenBank genome assembly.
AUGUGGGGACAGACCGGCGGCCAGGCCAGCCACACGGCCACCAAUACCAACCUGGAAGAGGUCGCCAACUCCUGCGGCAUCACGAAGACGACCACCGUGAACGACCUCGAAACGCUGGAAGAGGCGUUCGGCCGCGCCAUGCGGGAGCCCGGCCCGUGGUUCAUCGUUGCCAAAAUAGAAGAGGCCGACGAUAGCAGAGUGAGGUACAGCGACUACAUCAUCUUCGCAGACGAGAGCGGAGAUCCCAAUCCCAGGUCAAUCGACCCCCAUUAUCCCGUUUUCGUCCUCAACUUCUGCGUAUUCCGAAAGGACGAGUACGCCGCGUCGGUGCUACCUGCGGUGACGGCGUUCAAAUUCGAGCACUUUGGGCAUGAUGCGGUGGUGCUACAUGAGCAGGACAUUCAUCGAGGGAAAGCACCCUUCGAUUUUGACGAGAACACCCAAAAGCAAAUUACUUUCAAAGACAAACUGAACAAAGUAAUCUCGCGAUUGGAUUUUAGGAUUGUUGCCACCGCAAUCGAUAUGCACCGGUUCUCACAGCACACCUACCUCGACGCAUACGGGCUUGCGUUACGUGGUUGCUUGGAACAGGCGUACACGUUUUUGGACAGCCGUGGACAGAGCGAGUCAAUCGCUCACAUUAUCCUCGAAGGUAGAGGCCGCAAGGAGGAUGCCAGUUUGAGGCUCGCCUUUCGACGGAUCGCAGAUGGCGACAACAACCUUGGCAAGACCAUGCCGGGCAUUGAUAUCUUGGUCGCACCCAAGCGAAGCAAUUCGAUCGGUUUGCAAAUCGCGGACCUGACCGCAUAUUCAAUAGGCAGAAAUUAUCUGGAUCCAGACAAGCCCAACCUGGUGUGGGAAUCGCUGGCAAAACCGAAGUUCCUAGGCAGUCUGGCGGUUCUCCCAUGA